Messenger RNA from Uloborus diversus, 4753 nucleotides. RefSeq names its product ankyrin repeat domain-containing protein 50-like. Gene Ontology annotation, molecular function: protein binding. The coding region runs from base 43 to 4143 and encodes 1366 amino acids. The transcript is spliced from 5 exons. The record is from RefSeq and is a predicted model, not a curated record. Lineage: Eukaryota; Metazoa; Arthropoda; Arachnida; Araneae; Uloboridae.
CAUGUCCAGUGCCUGUAUGAGACAUAGAAGUAGGAAGCAAUCAUGAGCCAAAGUUUGCUUCACGGGAAGAGAUUCUUCUGCAGAGAAUGGGCUUUUGCCAAAAUCAAUCAUUGUUUGGAGAGUCGAUCUUCAUCCAAAACCUGUGGCACUCUUGUGACAGGAGGUCCAGGCUCUGGCAAGACUGCCUUGUGUUGCGAACUAGUGUGGCCGACAAAUAUUCAAGGGAAACAAAGUCUAUUAAGCAAACGUUUGUUGGCCUACCAUUUCUGCCAAGCUCAUGACAUCAAUAGUUUAUCGCUUGCUUCUUUCAUCAACAACCUCAUUAGCCAGUUCACCGCGUCACCUCUUAUUUGUGGUUAUAGCGAUAGAAUCAAAAGUCCAGAAGUGGAGGCUGCCCUUCAGUUGGCAGAAUGCGAACGCAAUCCAGAUGAAGCUUUCAAGAAAGGAGUUCUGUUUCCUUUACUUGAAAUUGAUCCACCAAGCCAGCCUUGUUUUAUACUCGUGGAUUCCGUAGACCAAUCUAUACUUGGAGCCGUCGGUGAAAAAAGUGGAGGGGUGAGCCGAAGCAUUGCUGAGCUAUUGUCGAAUUACCACCACUUGUUUCCAAGAUGGCUACUUCUUAUUUGUUCGUCACGGAAACAGAGUAAAAGUGUAACACGGAUGUUUACUGGAUUUCGUAAAAUUAGUCUCGACGAUUUGAGAAAAUCGCAUGUUGUACGAGAUGUCCAACAAUAUAUAUUGUGCAGGCUGGAUCAAGAAGAAGCUCUUCGACAACAUUUGAGCAGAGAAACAGCAGAAAUGCUGAAUCAACUCCACAUUAAGAGCAAUGGAUGUUUCAUGUACUUAGAAAAAGUAUUAGAUGGUGUUGCAGAGAAUUUUAUAAUGCUGCGAGAAAUUCGUGAGAUACCAGGCACGCUUAACGGGUUAUAUUUAUGGUUGUGUCAAAGAUUAUUUAUAAGAAAGCAGUUUAGUAAAGUGCAGGCUAUUCUUAAUGUUAUCCUCGCAGCUAGAAAACCUUUAACUGAAGAAGUAUUAUACCAGUGCGUUUGGACACGAAACACGAACUUGUCGUGGGAAGAGUAUCAAAAACGCUUUGGGCUUUUAUCAAAAGUUCUUAUUGAGGGCAAGGGAGGAACUAAAAUAUUGUUUCAUCAUAGCUUUGCAGAGUGGCUUCUUGAUGUAAAACACUGUACUCAAAAGUACCUUUGUAAUGCUAAAGAUGGCCACGGUAUGAUAGCAAUGAGAUAUACAGUUAUAUCCCCCAAUCUUACUCAAGAAGAAAUAAUUGAUUUUGCUUUGCAUUUAAGUAAAAUACCGCUUACUGCAUCCUUACAAUCUCAUCACAUAACAUUAUGGCUUAUGCAUUGCAAUUUGUCUCUCGAAGACUGUCUAACCAAAACCACUAUGCCCAAAGAUCUUCAAACUGUCAAACUUCUAGUCAAUGCUGGUGCCAAGUUGCCAACAGGAGAUACUGUGAAAGACAACAGUCCUAAGGUGCCUGAUGAUCCUCUCGAGGCUUUGAUGUCUGUGGGAGGGGACAUCAAUCAAAUUGAUAGUAAUCAAAGAACAUUGCUACAUAGUGCAUGCCAUGAAGGAAUAGACAACCUAGUCUCAAGGCUUAUAGAGAAAGGAGCCGAGUUGGAUGUUGUGGAUAAAAAUGGCCAGUCUCCUAUCAAUCUGGCCGCUCGACAAGGCCAUGCUCGAAUUGUAGAAUUGCUAUUAAAAGCUGGAGCGGAUCCAGAUCAUGCUGAUAGUGAUGGUUGGACGCCAUUACGGUCAUCUGCUUGGGCUGGUCACACAGAAGUUGUGAACGUUUUAUUAGAAAACGGAGCCCAAGUUGACCUAGCGGAUUCUGAACAUCGCACAGCUCUUCGAGCUGCGGCAUGGGGUGGCCAUGAAGAAAUCGUUUCCCGGUUGCUAGCUUAUGGAGCGUGUGUGAACAAAGUUGACAACGAAGGUCGAACAGCCCUGAUUGCAGCUGCCUACAUGGGCCACACCGAAAUUGUUCAACAGUUGCUUGAUCACGGUGCUGAAAUUAACCACGAGGACAGCGAUGGUCGAACAGCUUUGUCAGUGGCAGCUCUUUGUGUUCCAGCUUCCGAGGGACAUGCUAGAGUUGUCAGCCUUCUUCUAGAAAGAGGGACAGAAGUAGACCAUAGGGACAAAGACGGCAUGACGCCUUUGUUGGUAGCUGCAUUUGAAGGGCACAGCGAGGUUUGCGAACUUCUUUUGGAGAAUGAAGCUGAUGUAGACCACACUGACAACAAUGGCAGGACACCUCUCGUGGCUGCAGCUUCUAUGGGGCAUCCUUCAGUAAUCAGUCUUCUGCUGUUUUGGGGGGCUGCCGUAGACACCAUAGAUGCUGAAGGUCGCACCGUCCUGUCCAUUGCUGCUGCCCAAGGCGAUCCUGAUACUGUCCGACAACUCCUAGAUCGUGGGUUGGAUGAAAUGCAUCGAGAUAAUGGUGGCUGGACUCCACUUCAUUAUGCAGCUUUUGAAGGUCACACUGAAGCUUGUGAAUUGCUGUUAGAAGCAGGAGCGAAAAUUAUUGAAGUAGACAAUGAUGGAAGGAUACCAUUGAUAUUAGCUGCUCAAGAAGGACACAGCAAUUUAGUUAAAAGGCUGCUCGAACAUACUCCAUCGAUGAUUGAUUCCAGAGCUCAUGACGGGAAGACCGCUUUGAGGAUUUCUACGCUGGAAGGACAAAAAGAAACAGCUCAGCUUUUGAUAAGUUUUGGAGCAGAUAUCAACUAUAAAGACGCUGAUGGACGAUCAACUUUGUAUCUGCUAGCGCUUGAAAACCGAACAGAAAUGGCGGAAUUCUUAUUGGCACGUGGAGCUGAUGUAGAAGCACGUGACCUUGAAGGACGGACAGCUCUUCACGUAUCCGCUUGGCAAGGCCAUACAGAUAUGGUUGAACUUCUUCUUAACCAUGGUGCCGACGUAAAUAGUGUUGAUAACGACUAUCGAACAGCUCUUCAGUCUGCUGCUUGGCAAGGACAUGUUUCUGUUGUCAGACUUCUUUUAGAAAGAAGUGCUAUUGUUGAUCAUGUUUGUAACCAAGGAGCUACUGCCUUAUGUAUAGCAGCACAAGAAGGUCAUUUGGAAGUAGUUAAGGUGCUCUUAGAGUACGGUGCAGAUCCCAGUCACGCCGACCAGUUUGGGCGAAAUCCAAUCCGUGUUGCAUCUAAAGGAGGUCACAGUAACGUAAUUCGUCUGCUAGAAGAAUAUGUAGCUCAUCUUCAAGAAAUAGGAAAUGCGAAAAACUUUUCUGGUAGCAUCAGCACGACAUCUCUGACUUCUGCUUCAACAGCUGAGACUAAACCUUGCAGUGCCAUUCUUUGCCAACCAGGUGGUGUAGCUCCAUCACCAGUAGAAUCUCCCGAGUCAACAGUAGAUAAAAGAAGAUCUUUUAUUUCCAAUCAGUCAUCUUCGAAGUCUUCAAGUAAUUUAACCAAUUCUACCAAUAAGUCUACGUCCAAAGGUCAUCCACAAUCCCAACAAGCUCAGCAAAAUGUACAAGAAAAUAACUCCAAUUGCCAUAAUUCUUCUGCAGUUACUAAUGGAAAAGCAGUUGGCUCUACCAUGACUUUUACUCAGCAGUUACAGCAAUGCACGCGAAAUAGGAAUCGUAUAAGUAGGCUGCUGUCGCCUUUAAGCGAACCACACAGCCCCAUACCAAGCCCACCACAAAGCCCAUUGAGUGAUAUCCAAGGUCAAAGAUUGUCACCAGUUCAAGUCACAAGUCCUGGUGGUGGGGGCGGUUCUAGUACCGGACCAUUUGCACCCUACUCAACCCAUGUACCUAUUGUAAUUCCACCAGUUGUGCACGAAUCAACUAAUAAUUGUAAGCAGUCCCAUUUGCCUCGUCGAAUAUCGACUAACACAGGAUCUAAUGAUUCCAGUCAUCCCAUCCCAAGGCCAAACGAACCACGUAUACGCAGAAAUGGAAUUGUUACCAACCCUAAUUAUAAAGGUAACAAUAUAAUAUCUGCAGUUCCCGUGAAAAAUAGUCCUGUGAAAAAAUCGAUCAAUAUUUCGAUGAAUAACCACUCAGCGCAGUUGAAAAAUAAGCAUAUUUCUGAGUACGAUGAAUCUCUCAAAGCGAAUGCACUGCCUUUUAAGAAAGAAACUCACUUAUGAUAAAAUAAGAGCUGAAAACAAGACUAAAUUUUUAGACACUACCUACCAAAAGAAGUUUAGCUCGUUCGUGUCUUAUUUGUACGUAUGAACUAUGACCAAACAUGAAGUUUUAAAACCAAACAAUAUAUUACAUAACCACCAGCAACACUAAAUUUGUAUAAGUUUCUAACUUUGAUAUAUCUUAAAUAGAUUUUUUUUCUCUCUUUUCGAAAUUGCAUUUAAACUUACUAAGUCAUUUUCAUGAUUUUUUUUCUGUUACAAGUUGUAAAAAGUAUUAAGUUUUUGUGUCUGUGUGAAAAUAUUUUUUGGUUUUUAUUACUUUAUUGGGAUCUCUUGUAGAUGAAAGCGCAUGGGCAUAAGUUAUGUUUACUGCUUAAGUAACUAUGUGGCAGGACUUCAGGUUUUUGAAAUCCUGAGUCCUAGUUCCUACAAAAGGUAUUGCAUUGAAUAUAAAAUUAUUGAAUAGCUUACUGUGUUUGUAUCUCUAGUAAUCAAUUGAAUCGCCAUUUGUUCCGUUCCUAUAGUGUAUCAUAAAUGCAGUGAAACAAAAAAUGAUUUGAAGAGGCUAUUUAAUAUGUCAUUGUGUAAUUUAUUUAAAUAAAUGUAACUU